AUGUAUCGAAAAUAUCGAAAAGAUAUAGAAAAGUAUCGAAAAGAUAUCGAAAAGUAUCGAAAAGAUAUCGAAAAGUAUCAUAAAGAUAUCGAAAAGUAUCGAAAAGAUAUCGAAAAGUAUCGAAAAGAUCGAAGAAAAGAUAUCGAAAAAUGUCGAAAAUAUCGAAAAGAUAUCGAAAAGUGCCGAAAAGAUAUCCAAAAGUACCGAAAAGAUAUCCAAAAGUACCGAAAAGAUAUCGAAAAGUACCGAAAAGAUAUCGAAAAGUACCGAAAAGAUAUCGAAAAGUAUCGAAAAGAUAUCGAAAGGUAUCGAAAAGAUAUCGAAAAGUAUCUAUAUAUAAUGAAAAUAUCGAUAUAUAAUGAAAAGUAUCGAAAAGAUAUCGAUAAGUAUCGAAAAGAUAUCGAUAAGUAUCGAAAAGAUAUCGAUAAGUAUCGAAAAGAUAUAGAUAAGUAUCGAAAAGAUAUCGAUAAGUAUCGAAAAGAUAUCGAAAAGUAUCGAAAAGACAUCGAAAAGUAUCGAAAAGAUAUCGAAAAGAUAUCGAAAAGUAUCGAAAAGAUAUCGAAAAGUAUCUAUAUAUAUCGAAAAUACCGAAAAGAUAUCGAAAAGUACCGGAAAGAUAUCGAAAAGUACCGAAAAGAUAUCGAAAAGUACCGAAAAGAUAUCGAAAAGUACCGAAAAGAUAUCGAAAAGUACCGAAAAGAUUUCGAAAAGUACCGAAAAGAUUUCGAAAAGUACCGAAAAGAUAUCGAAAAGUACCGAAAAGAUAUCGAAAAGUACCGAAAAGAUUUCGAAAAGUACCGAAAAGAUAUCGAAAAGUACCGAAAAGAUAUCGAAAAGUACCGAAAAUAUAUCGAAAAGUACCGAAAAGAUAUCGAAAAGUACCGAAAAGAUAUCGAAAAGUACCGAAAAGAUAUCGACAAGUACCGAAAAGAUAUCGACAAGUACCGAAAAGAUAUCGACAAGUACCGAAAAGAUAUCGACAAGUACCGAAAAGAUAUCGAAAAGUACCGAAAAGAUAUCGAAAAGUAUCGAAAAGAUAUCGAAAAGUAUCGAAAAGAUAUCGAAAAGUAUCGAAAAGUAUCGAAAAGAUAUCGAAAAGUAUCGAAAAGAUCGAAGAAAAGAUAUCGAAAAGUAUCGUUAUAUCCAUAA
Messenger RNA from Schistocerca nitens (vagrant locust), 1149 nucleotides. Its product is annotated as histone-lysine N-methyltransferase, H3 lysine-79 specific-like. NCBI's taxonomy places the organism in Eukaryota, Metazoa, Arthropoda, Insecta, Orthoptera, Acrididae. Bases 1 to 1149 code for a protein of 382 amino acids. The record is from RefSeq and is a predicted model, not a curated record. The transcript has 5 exons.